Molecule: messenger RNA, 1692 nt
Organism: Acanthosepion pharaonis
Lineage: Eukaryota; Metazoa; Mollusca; Cephalopoda; Sepiida; Sepiidae
Source: the annotation of a GenBank genome assembly
AUGUUAGAAUCUUGUUCAGCUCUUUUUCUUUUGCUUCUCUGUCUUUUUAUUCUCAUUCUUGUUUCUGCCUUUUGCCUUUCUCUCUCUCUCUCUCUUUUGCUUUUCUCUGUUUUUUCUCUCUUUUACUUCUCUCUCUCUCCCUUCCCUCGCAUUUUCUUUUCUCUCUCCCUUCUCUCACUUUUUCUUUUCUCUCUCUCUUCUCUCUCGUUUUUGCUUUUUCUCUCUCUCUCUCUUCUCUCUCGUUUUUGCUUUUUCUCUCUCUCUCUUCUCUCUCGUUUUUGCUUUUUCUCUCUCUCUCUCUUCUCUCUCGUUUUUGCUUUUCUCUCUCUCUCUCUUUUCUUUUUCUUUUCUCUCUCUUCUCUCUCUUUUUGUUACACUUUUACUUUCUUGCUCUUUUUUCUGUUUUUUUUUUAUUCUCGUUCUUGUUUCUGUCUUUUGCUUUUCUCUCUCUCUUCUCCUUUUCUCUCUCCUUUCUUUUCUUUGUCUCCCUUUUCCUUUUCUUUCACUCUCUUCUAUUUUCUUUCUCUUGAUCUUCUCUCUCUAUUCUCUCGAUCUUCUCUCUCUUUUGCUUUUCUCUCUCUGCUCACCCUUUUGCUUUUCUCUCUAUUCUCUCUCUUUUGCUUCUCUCUCUGCUCACCCUUUUGCUUUUCUCUCUCUGCUCACCCCUUUUGCUUUUCUCUCUCUGCUCACCCCUUUUGCUUUUCUCUCUCUGCUCCCCCUUUUCUCUCUCUGCUCACCCCUUUUGCUUUUUCUCUCUCUGCUCACCCCUUUUCUUUCUCUUCUUCUCUCUUUUGCUUUUCUCUCUCUGCUCACCUUUUGCUUUUCUCUCUAUUCUCUCUCUUUUCUUCUCUCUCUCUCCCUUUUGCUUUUUCUCUCUAUUCUCUCUCUUUUGCUUCUCUCUCUGCUCCCCCUCCUUUGCUUUUCUCUCUGCUCACCCCUUUGCUUUUCUCUCUCUGCUCCCCCCUUUUGCUUUUUCUCUCUAUUCUACCCUUUUUGCUUUUCUCUCUAUUCUCUCUCUUUGCUUCUCUCUCUGCUCACCCCUUUGCUUUUUUCUCUCUCUCCCUUUUGCUUUUCUCUCUAUUCUCCCUCUUUUGCUUUUCUCUCUUCUCCUCCUUUGCUUUUCUCUCUCUGCUCACCCCUUUUUGCUUUUCUCUCUCUGCUCACCUUUGCUUUUCUCUCUCUGCUCACCCCUUUUGUUUUCUCUCUCUCUCUCACCCUUUUGUUUUUCUCUCUCUGCUCACCCCUUUUGUUUUUCUCUCUCUGCUCACCCCUUUUGUUUUUCUCUCUCUGCUCACCCUUUUGCUUUCUCUCUCUUCUCUCUUCUCCCUCUUCUCCCUUUUCUCUCUCUGCUCACCCUUUUCUUUUCUUUUCUCUCUCUUUCCAUUUCUCCUCUUCUCUCCCUUUUCCCUUUUCUUUUCUCUCUUUAUUCUUUUCAAUCUCUCUUUUCAUUUUCUCUUGAUUUUCUCUCUAUUCUCUCCCUUUUGCUUUUCUCUCUCUGCUCACCCCUUUUGCUUUUCUCUCUCUGCUCACCCCUUUUGCUUUUCUCUCUCUGCUCACCUCUUUUACUUUUCUCUCUCCUCUCUCUUUUGCUUUUCUUUUUCUUCUCUCUUUAGCUUUUCUCACUCUAUUCCUUCUCUUUUGCUUCUUUAUCUCUCUCUUUUCUCUCCUCAUUCUCUCCUCAAACUAAUGUAA